Messenger RNA from Apis mellifera (honey bee), 965 nucleotides. RefSeq names its product trypsin-5. Gene Ontology annotation, molecular function: serine-type endopeptidase activity. NCBI's taxonomy places the organism in Eukaryota, Metazoa, Arthropoda, Insecta, Hymenoptera, Apidae. The transcript is spliced from 6 exons. Bases 200 to 829 code for a protein of 209 amino acids. Gene Ontology annotation, biological process: proteolysis. The record is from RefSeq and is a predicted model, not a curated record.
GUUGUCGGUGCAUUUAUCCUGGUACACGUAAUCUUACGAUAACGAUACUAUAAUUUUACACCGCUGUAUACUAAAUUCUUGCAUAAUUAUGCCUUAGCGUCGUUCCAUCUUUCGAUAAGUUGAAACGAUAUAUUUGCGCGAUUGGCAUGCAAAGUUCACUCAACGUUGGUUAUUUUCGAACACGUAAACUACAUUCGAUAUGGAUGAAUUUCUUUUCUACAAAAUUUUCCUUUUAUUUCUCGGAUUGAGAACGAGCGAGCAGAAACUUUCCUCGGAAGAUCGAAUCGUCGACGGAGCAUUUAUCAACAUCACGAAUGUUCCAUACAUGUUAUCGUACAGAGUAAAUAAUAAUCACGCAUGCGGCGCUGCUAUCAUUAACAAAGAAUGGGGAUUAACCGCCGCUCAUUGCGUUACUCCAUUUGUCGAUAAUCCCUCAGUUUCGCUCAGCGUCCGUAGCGGAUCAAACAGGCACGAUUUCGGUGGAAUUAUUCACAACGUGACGGCAUUUUCUUACCACGAAAAAUAUAACGAUCGGAACAACGAUUACGACAUUGCCGUAUUCAAAGUCUAUCCGCCGUUCGAUUUUAACAACAAGACGCAACCCGUCAAAUUGCCUGAAAAUGUUAAUAAUUUUAACACGGAUUGGGGUUUAAUUGCCGGUUGGGGUUACUUUAUCGAUUUCGAUCCGAUGUUGUCGGAAAAGCUGCAAUACGUUAUCGUGCCGAAAGUGAAGCGAAGAAAGUGCGUAAAGGACUAUAAAGGCAGAUACGAGGUAACAGAGCGUCAAGUCUGUUACGGAUUCUCGCAAGGAGGGAAAGAUGCGUGGUGAUUCCGGUGGUCCACUGGUUAAUAAUUUCACUGUAAUCGGUAUAACUUCGUGGGGCUACGAAUGUGGUGUACAAGACUCGCCUGGCGUCUACACCAACGUGAUCGAUCUGCUGGGAUGGAUUAAAAAUAAAAUUAGA